AUGUGGCCUUUUAGCAGAAAAGGCCCAUCUGGGUUUUCAUCGUCUUCCACAGCUGAGGAGGUUACUCAAGGAAUUGAUGCAAAUGGCCUCACCGCCAUUGUUACAGGAGCAUCGAGUGGUAUAGGCACCGAAACUACAAGAGUUCUCGCGUUACGCGGAGUUCGUGUAAUCAUGGCUGUCAGGAAUAUGGCUGCUGGAAAGGGUGUCAGAGAGGCAUUAGUCAAAGAAGUCCCCACUGCUAAAGUUGAUACCAUGGAAUUGGACCUCAGUUCCUUGUCGUCUGUGAGGAAAUUCGCGUCGGAUUUCAAAUCAUCUGGUCAUCCCCUCAACAUUCUAAUUAACAAUGCAGGAGUUAUGGCAACUCCAUUCAUGCUUUCCAAAGACAACAUAGAACUACAGUUUGCCACAAAUCACUUAGGCCAUUUUCUUCUGACAAAUCUCUUGCUGGAUACAAUGAAGAAAACAGCAAGGCAAAGUAAAAAGGAAGGAAGGAUUGUCAAUGUGUCCUCCAUUGCUCACCGGUUCCCAUACUCUGAAGGAAUUCGUUUUGACAAAAUUAAUGAUAAAUCAGGGUACAGCAGUGGAGCUGCCUAUGGGCAAUCAAAGCUUGCUAAUGUUUUGCACGCCAACGAGCUUGCGAGACGUCUGAAGGAAGAUGGGGCGACUAUAACUGCAAAUUCCCUUCACCCAGGAGCAAUUCAAACCAAUCUUUUUCGUCAUCUUGGUUUUAUCAACGGUCUUGUGAAUACUAUUGGCAGGCUUGUUCUGAAAAACGUUCAGCAGGGAGCUGCUACAACGUGCUAUGUGGCAUUGCAUCCGCAAGUGAAGGGCUUAAGCGGCGAGUACUUUGUCGAUAGUAAUCUCUCCGAGGCAAGCUCAAAGGGAAAGGACCCGGAAUUAGCAAAGAAACUCUGGGAUUUCAGCAAGAAUUUGACAAAAUGAUCACACCCCAUCUAGUGAUAACUCCAUAAUCCAUCUCAUAAUAAACAUCAUACUGCACGUACGCACGUACCAGUCUUGUACAGUCGUGUACUAAAGACACGAAACUAGCGAAAAUUCCAACCAAGAACACGUAUGUAUCGUUUUUUUUUUUUUUUUUUUUUGUUACCUUUUGAUUUUGAUUUCAUUGUGAACAUGUAGAGAUUAAAAGAAUAUUGAUGAUAUCAGUCACUAUCAGCAGUUGUUUGUAUAAAGAAAAAUUGCAAAG
Messenger RNA from Morus notabilis, 1207 nucleotides. Its product is annotated as short-chain dehydrogenase TIC 32, chloroplastic. NCBI's taxonomy places the organism in Eukaryota, Viridiplantae, Streptophyta, Magnoliopsida, Rosales, Moraceae. The record is from RefSeq and is a predicted model, not a curated record. The transcript is spliced from 8 exons. Bases 1 to 942 code for a protein of 313 amino acids.